Girardinichthys multiradiatus is the source of this 879-nucleotide messenger RNA. Its product is annotated as high choriolytic enzyme 1-like. The record is from RefSeq and is a predicted model, not a curated record. Gene Ontology annotation, biological process: proteolysis. The coding region runs from base 33 to 827 and encodes 264 amino acids. Gene Ontology annotation, molecular function: metalloendopeptidase activity; zinc ion binding. NCBI's taxonomy places the organism in Eukaryota, Metazoa, Chordata, Actinopteri, Cyprinodontiformes, Goodeidae. The transcript is spliced from 8 exons.
GGUUUCUGUGCUGUACUUUGCAGGCUAGUAACAUGGUCUUGUUAAAAGUUAUCGUCCUUCUGGUGGUCUUCACAUCCUGCUGGGCAGAGGAGGAGAAGGAACUGUCUGUCUCUGAGCUCCUGUGGAGGGCCAACAAGGAUGUUGUGCACACGGAGGAUGAGCCUCUUGUGAUAGAUGACAUUGCCUACGACAAUGAAAACGAGAGGAAUGCUGAUCAGUGUACUUCCAGCGGCUGCAUGUGGCCCAGAUCUGCUGAUGGAAAUGUCUACGUGCCCUAUGUCAUCGCCAACCACUACACGUCUCGUGAGCUCUCUAUCAUUGAGCGAGGCCUGGAGUCUUUCACUGAAGUCUCUUGUAUCCGUUUUAUCAAAUGGACCGGCCAGAGAGAUUAUCUGAGCAUCCAGUCCCACAACGGCUGUUACUCCUACGUUGGCCGCCGAGGUUAUGCCCAGACUUUGUCGCUGGAUCGAGCCGGUUGCAUAUACCACAGCACUGUCCAGCAUGAGCUGCUCCACGCCCUUGGCUUCAACCAUGAGCAGUGCCGCUCUGACAGGGAUCAGUACAUCAGAGUCCUUUGGGAGAACAUCCAGUCUGGUUUGGCGUACGCCUUUGACAAGCUCGACACUCUGAACUUAAACACCCCCUAUGACUACAACUCUGUCAUGCAGUACCACAGGUAUGCGUUCUCUGCAAACAAUCAGCCCACAAUGGUUCCUAUUCCUGACUCUAGUGUUUCUAUCGGAACGGCUACUCAGAUGAGCAGGAACGACAUCAACAGACUGAACAGACUGUACAACUGUAAACAGCAACAAAUCCUGACAAUUUAGGAGUCGUUUCUCAAGAUAUUGUCUAAGAGUCUUCAAUAAACUUUAACAUGUA